Molecule: messenger RNA, 1161 nt
Organism: Acaulospora colombiana
Lineage: Eukaryota; Fungi; Glomeromycota; Glomeromycetes; Diversisporales; Acaulosporaceae
Source: the annotation of a GenBank genome assembly
AUGGCCUCUACAAACCCAUACGUAUCCCAAAUCGCUUUGGCCACCGACCCCACAAACACUGAUCAGAGUCUAAUCUACGAUAUCACGGAUAGAGUAAAGGCAGAGGGAAGCUCAGGAGCAAAUCAAGUAGUCGCUGCUCUUAAACGCCGACUAGACUACCCGGAGAAUGGCAUAAAGCGACGGGUCCUUGAGAUCCUCGGUCCUCUCAUUAUAGAAUGCGGCUCGGAGCUCCAUAAAGCACUCAUCGAUGCACAAUUCUUUGCUUCACUUGCGAAUAUCCAAGAUGAAGAGUUUAAUGCAGCCUUGCUAGAACAAGUUCCCCAGUGGAAAAAGGAAAUGAUGGAAGAGUAUCAUGCAGACUUGGAUAGGCAAUUAUCCCGUAGGAACGCCGGAAGUCUCAUUUCUCGUGGGGUUUCCGGUUUAGGCAAGGUAUGCUUUAUUCAUUACCGAAAUCAGGCCCUCUCUUACAAAGAUACCAUUCACAUUGCACGACAAGCGUUGCACUUGGUUAUCCGCCUAAACGAUACAGUGAAUCAAUCAGAAGGUCCUGACCUCGACCAGGAACAAGAGAGAAUUGAUCUCGAAGACCAGCUAAUGGACCUUGAGGAUGAAGUUGAAGAGUGGAUAGCGGAAGGAUCCUCCGAUGACUACAAGGAUCGCUUGCCUGCUAUCGCGAAGCAGUAUGAUACCUUCUUCUCUAAACGAUUCUAUUUUAAAUUGCGCACCUACGACGAGAGAACCCUGACGCUCAAGUUGUGGAGGGAAAGGAUGGGAUCCUCUGGGGAAGGAGACGACCAAUCUGAGGCAUACAUCGAGAGCGUACAUACGAGCCCUGCCUUGUCUCAACACCGAGAGCCUAUUCCAAUAGAAAAGGACCUUUCUCUCAACCAGGUCAAUAUAAGCCUUGAUCCAUCGAGACAAACCGCCGUAGAAGGCUCGACCAUAGCUUCCACAUCAAAAUCGGCCACAGAUGAGAUUGAGCGUGCUAGGGAAUUUAGACAACGUGAAGCCGAACAAGGAAAUCAAGAACAAAACUUCACCUGUCCGGUCCCAGGAUGCGGGAAAUCCUUCGAAAAACAAUAUCUAUUAAAACGUCAGCCUUUCCUUUGCAUUUUGAUACCCGUGUUGCUAAACAAAUACCUGUUUAGAUCAUAUUCGUGA